UCCUGCAGAAAACAUCGAGAAGUAUGCCCUCCCACUUCCUCUCUUUUACUCUCCUUAUCUGAGACAUUCAGAAAUGACUCACUUUGAAACUCAUCCUGCGAAGUCAAAAAGUGCGAAAUUCCAUCCAUCAUCAUCAGAAACGCAGAGAGAGGGAAAAGAGAAAUGGUUCAGCAAGUUUCCCAAACAUACUUCACAACUUGAUUGUGGGUAAGAGAGAAGACCAGACUGUCGGUGUGGGGACCUCCAGGCCGGUGUGGGAGCCUUCAGCUACUGUCUCAGGCUUUUGGACAGUGGACCAAGAUAGCUGCCGUGGACAACAGGGAAGAAAGGGAUCCUGAUAGGACUUGAAUAUUUGAAUGGGUGGUGAUGGAGCUUCUCAAAGCCCUUUCAUGGAUAUAAAGUUGGGAACCUCUGGUCUAGAAGUUAUUGUUUGUUGGAGUGCCUGGGUGGCUCAGUCAGUUGACCAUCUGACUUCGGUUCAGAAGUUUAGCAAUGGAGUCUUUCUCUGCUGAGACCAACUCAACUGACCUAUCUUCACAGCCCUGGUAUGAACCCCAAAUAAUCUUUUCCAUGGUCAUUCUUAGCCUCACUUUCUUAUUGGGGUUGCCAGGCAACGGGCUGGUGCUGUGGGUGGCUGGCCUAAAGAUGCAGCGGACAGUGAACACAGUUUGGUUUCUCCAUCUCACGCUGGCGGACUUCCUCUGUUGCCUCUCAUUGCCCUUCUCCCUGGCUCACUUGGCUCUCCAAGGACACUGGCCCUACGGCUGGCUCCUAUGCAAGCUCAUCCCCUCCAUCAUUGUCCUCAACAUGUUUGCCAGCGUCUUCCUGCUGACUGCCAUUAGCCUGGAUCGUUGCCUUUUGGUACUCAAGCCAAUCUGGUGCCAGAAUCACCGAAGCACGGGGACAGCCUUCACUAUCUGUGGAUGUAUAUGGGUGAUGGCUUUUGUAAUGUGUAUACCUGUGUUCAUGUACCGGGAAACAUUCACUAUAGGCAACCAUGAGAUGUGUGGCUACAAUUUUGGCUUCUACGGCUCAUUAGAUUCAGACCUUGCCUUUGAUCUACUGGGAAAUGGAUCUCUUGACAACUCCAUUGUUCAGCUGCCUGGAGAAAUGGAUGACAGAUUAGAGUCUUUCUCUGACCGAACCAAUGAUCCGCCUUGGACAGCCACCACUAUCCUCCAUUCUCAAACAUUUCAAAGACCUUCUGGAGAGUCAUUCCCUGUAGAUUCAGCUAAAUUAUCUGGUCAACAUCCACAUUAUAAUUUAUUGAAGGCUGCUAAUGAGGUCUCACCUACAGUCCCCAGUGGGCUUCCCAUUGAAGAUCACAGAGCUAACCUACUAGGUUUAGAGCUUUAUUCUAGUACUUCUAACAAUUCCUCAUACAUGUAUGAGCUAUUCCAAGAUUUCCAGGAUUAUGAUUUAGGCCAAUUUCCAUAUGACAAUUCAGUACAAAGUCCCCUGCUGGCAAUAACCAUCACUAGACUAGUGGUAGGUUUCCUUCUGCCCUUAAUUGUCAUGGUGGCCUGUUACAGCCUCAUUAUCUUCCGAAUGCGACGGAGCCACUUCAGCAAGACUCGGAUCAAAACCUUGAAAGUGGCCAUGGCUGUGGUGAUUGUCUUUUGUGUCUGCUGGGCUCCAUACCACAUUGUUGGAGUCCUAUUACUGUUUUUUGACUCAGAAACUCCCUUUGGAGAAGCUCUGGUGUUUUGGGACCCUGUGUCCAUCGCUCUAGCCUCUGCCAAUAGCUGCUUUAACCCCUUCCUCUAUGCCCUCCUAGGGAAAGAUUUUAGAAAGAAAGCAAAGCAGUCCAUGAAGGGCAUUCUGGAAGCAGCGUUCAAUGAAGACCUCACACAGUCUAGCAGUUGUCCCCAAAGCAAGGUCUUUUCGGAAAGAAACAGUAUCAGUACAUCUGUGUAAAAAUAUGGAACAGUUGACCAAAGGGCAGGUUCUUAGGUAUUCACCUAGUGCGACAUGUUUCUAAAACAAUAAGGGAUAUCGUGAGCAGGGGGUUUCAGAAACCAUCAAAGAAUCAACCCAGAGGUUCUCAAAGUAUGGUCCCAGUCUAGUGGCAUCGGGAUCACCUGGAAACUUGCUGAACCAGAAUGUCUGGGGGCGGGGUCAGGAAAGUGUUUGUGUUUUAACAAGCUCUCCUGUUUCUAAUGAAUGCUAAAUUUGGAAUUGUUGUAAAAAUUAGUCUAGUUCUAUCCCAACCUAAACUAAAUGACAUCAAAGAGAACCUAGUCUGUUUCAAAAUGAUUUUUCCACCAUGAUAUUUUUUAAAUUUUUUUAACAUUUAUUCAUUUUUGAGAGACAGAGUGUGA
Molecule: messenger RNA, 2321 nt
Organism: Suricata suricatta (meerkat)
Lineage: Eukaryota; Metazoa; Chordata; Mammalia; Carnivora; Herpestidae
Gene: C3AR1
Product: complement C3a receptor 1
Exons: 4
Coding region: 493-1917 (474 amino acids)
Biological process (GO): inflammatory response; positive regulation of cytosolic calcium ion concentration; complement receptor mediated signaling pathway
Cellular component (GO): plasma membrane
Molecular function (GO): complement component C5a receptor activity; G protein-coupled receptor activity; complement component C3a receptor activity
Source: RefSeq, a predicted model, not a curated record